Messenger RNA from Penicillium samsonianum, 1686 nucleotides. RefSeq lists its product as uncharacterized. Gene Ontology annotation, molecular function: transmembrane transporter activity. The record is from RefSeq and is a predicted model, not a curated record. Bases 1 to 1686 code for a protein of 561 amino acids. The transcript is spliced from 5 exons. Gene Ontology annotation, biological process: transmembrane transport. Lineage: Eukaryota; Fungi; Ascomycota; Eurotiomycetes; Eurotiales; Aspergillaceae.
AUGGAAGGCCAAGCCGAAGGAAUCCCUCCUACUCAGCCCGUCCAAGAAGGUGGGCAUAUACAUCGAUCGUCCACAGCGAGUUCCCUACACCAUAACAAGUUUGAAGAUUCGUUUUUCUCAAGAGUCCAUUCCUUCUUCCAACGAGAUAGUCACAUAGGUCAUGUCGGUCGUCAUCCUUUGCGUGACAGCCUGGACAUCGAGAUACAUACCUGGGAGGGCCCAGAUGACCCAGAUAACCCAUUCAAUUGGAGCAAAACAUAUAAAUGGGUGCUCACUCUGACUAUUUGUUUCAUUUCCAUCCUGACAGGUCUGCCGGCUGGAUCAUACGGCGCUGGAAACAAAUACAUGGAACAACGCUUCCAUGUUCAAAAUGAGCCCUUUCCAAACCUCGCAUGGGCUACAGCUUCUUGGAAUAUGGGCGCUGCAUUCUGGCCCCUGAUAUUUGUUCCAUUGACCGAAUCCUCGGGGCGCAUGCCCGGGUAUUUUAUUGCAUAUUUCAUUCUGGUCGUAUCACUAUUUCCUUCGGCCUUUGCGCAAAACUUUGCCACCCUAGUCGUUACUCGAUUCUUUGGAGGUGGCGCGUCUUCUGUGUCUAUCAACAUUGUGGGAGGUAGCAUCAGUGAUGUUUGGUAUGGCCCCAAAGCUCGGAGCUUACCAAUGUCUUUAUUUGGAUUUACAAGUGUGGUUGGGAUAGCUUUGGGUCCAUUUAUCGGAGCAGCGAUUCAACAGAUCCAUAAAAGCAGUCCGUGGAGAUGGAUUUUCUACAUUCAAAUCAUCUAUAACGCUGGAUUAAUCCCGGUUUUCUGGUUCAUUCUUCGUGAGACCCGUGCAGAUGUGAUAUUAAAAAGACGUGCCAAAAAGCUCCGCUCGGAGACCGGCCGCCCUAUAUACGCCGAAGCGGAUUUGGAUACCACCAGCGUCUUGAAGCUUGUGCAGAUUUCAUUCGAGCGCCCUACACGGAUGCUCCUCACGGAGCCUGUGGUCAUAUUUUUCACCCUAUGGGUCAGCUUCGCGUGGGGAAUUCUCUUCCUCUUCUUCUCGAGCGUUGCCCAGACCUUUAGUUCAAACUAUGGCUGGGGAACAUUCCAGACCGGUCUAGUUCAGCUGGCCAUAUCGGUCGGAGCUGUGAUUGGCACAGUUCUCAACCCUAUCCAAGAUUGGAUCUACCUCGACUCCGCGAACCGAAAUCGUGAGCAUCCAGGUAAACCUAUCCCAGAAGCCCGGUUGUAUACUUCUAUACCUGGCAGUCUGUUGUUCGCGGCCGGGCUCUUCUGGUACGGUUGGGCUAGUGUUGGGGACGGUUCUGUUCAUUGGAUAGUGCCGACCCUGGGAAUUGGCUGUACGGGCGUGGGAAUAUAUUCUAUCUACAUGGCCGUCGUCAACUAUCUGACGGAUGCAUAUGAGAAGUACGCUGCUUCGGCGUUGUCAGCUGCUUCAUUGGGGCGUAAUACCUUUGGUGCUUUCCUGCCUCUUGCGUCUUUCCAGCUUUUCGAAACCCUGGGUUAUGGCUGGGCUGGGUCGUUGCUCGGCUUUGUCGGACUUGCCCUAUCGGUUGUGCCUGUCGUGCUGGUACUUCAGGGGCCGGCUAUCCGGCGGCAAAGCCCAUUCAUGCGUGAGGCGAUGUUUGACCCUGGUGAUGAGAUUGACCCGGAAAAGGAGCAGGCCUCGGACAAGACGGAAGAUUGA